ACAAAACAAAAGCCACACAUUUCAAUGAACAGGCGCUGGUCGCUUUUUUUAUUUUUGUUACCAAAAAACAAUUUAUUUCGUUAAUCAUAUCUAUUUCAGUUUAGCUACCAUAGUGUGUACGUUCUGCAUGAUGCCCAGUAGCACGUCUUUGCUGGAGGCCGAUGAGGGAGAGUCCGAGGUCCCACCGCCGCUAGUACACGCUUUCGCCGGUAUGGGCCUCGAGGAGCACCACGGCACUCAAAACCAGACCCCCGAACAAGAAGUUGAAAGUAUUUCUUUCCCCCACCACCAUCAGCUACCCUCGGUUUCUCAAUUCAGCUUCCUCGAUACGGUCCUCGACUUGAAGCCUUUGCCGCUGAAUCGGCGGCCGUCGGGAGAUGAGGCGAGCAAGACGACGGACGACGAAGAGCUCGAAGCGGACGACUCUUCGAAGGCCCACCGCCAUCAUCAGCGCCUCCCGCCCGGGCCGAACAGCACCAUGAUGCCGUCCGGAAUGGAUGCCGAGACGGUGUUGCUGUACGGCGGGGAGGAGCGGGACGAUGGCGGCGUCUUACCCCCGGCUAGCGUGGUGAUGCUACCACCCGGCGUGUACGGGGAGCUACCGGGUUACGAGGCCGAGCCUUCGCUCCUGAGCCGGCGAAAGAGUGUCAACACGACCGAGUGCGUGGCGGUGCCGAGCUCCGAGCACGUCGCAGAGAUCGUGGGCAGGCAGGGCUGUAAGAUCAAGGCGCUUCGAGCCAAGACAAACACCUACAUUAAGACGCCGGUGAGGGGCGAGCAGCCUGUCUUUGUCGUGACGGGACGCAAAGAAGAUGUGGCCAUGGCUAAGAGGGAGAUCCUGUCUGCAGCCGAGCACUUCUCGCUCAUCAGAGCUUCUCGAAACAAAGCGGGGCCCCUGACAGCUGUUAGCGAUUUAGGGGCCCCCACUCUACCUGGACAGACGACCAUUCAGGUGCGGGUGCCGUAUCGCGUUGUUGGAUUGGUUGUGGGCCCAAAAGGUGCAACCAUCAAGCGCAUCCAGCAGCAGACCCACACCUACAUCGUGACUCCAAGUCGCGAUAAAGAGCCCGUUUUUGAGGUCACGGGGAUGCCGGAGAACGUGGACCGGGCGAGGGAAGAAAUAGAGGCGCACAUCGCCCUCCGCACUGGAACCUGCGGGGGCAUUGAAGUUCCAGGUGUGGAUAACAGUGAUUUUCAGUUCAACGGCACAGACGUCAGCUUUGACACUUCUGCAGUUCCAGCUGGGUUGGGGGAGGCUGGAUGGCUCCAUGCAGGCGCAUCAUCACCAGGCGGGGGAAGCGCGCCUCCCGCGACCAUCAGCAGCACUCAGCGGGUCAACAGCAAUAUGAGUGGAGCUGUCAGGAUGUCUUCCACCUACCGCAAUGACAGCUCUAGCUCACUGGGCAGCGGCUCCAGCUCGGCUGAUUCUUUCUACAGCGGGGGGAACGGGAACCGGAUGGCAGAUUUCAGCCCAACUUUUCCGUUCAACGCCAACUCCAACAACAACAACAACAACAGUGGCGGCAGCACAAACUUCUGGUUUGGUGAUAAACUCCUUGGCGUGGGGUCUGAGGAGCUCCUCAUCCUGGGCGGUAGAGGCUCCUCGGGAUUUGAUCCGUUAACCAUUUCCACUGCCCAUACCUCGCACUCCGCUGCACAGUCGCACAUCUGGAGUUCGUUCGUGGACAACCAGUCUCUUCAGGCCUUGGAUUCUUUGCAGUCUCAGACCAGCCAGCCCGGUACGCCCCGCCUCUCUCCAACCUUCUCUGGGACUGAAGCCUUGGAGCACCCUCAGGCCCAGCGUGUUCACAGAAGGCCUUUCGGGUCAGCCGGGACCCUCGACGCCCACAGGAUCCCCUCGUACAGCUCGGCCUUCUCCUCCUCCAGUGAAAGCACCACCUCCUCCUCUCCUCCUGACUCCUCUUUCUCCUAUCGUCCGGGCCUCGGGUCAUCAGGGAGGGGGCAGGAGAUGUGCAUCCAGUGUAUGGAUAACCAGGUGAACGCCGCCUUGGUUCCAUGCGGCCAUAACCUCUUCUGUGUAGAUUGUGCCACCCAGAUAUGCCAAGGCUCAGAGGCUGUGUGCCCCGUGUGCCUGUCCCCGGCCACACAGGCCAUUCAGCUCCGCAAUAUGUGAUUUUUAAUCCAUUAACCUUGAUUUCUGAUGAAGGGUCAACCUCCCCAACAAAUCUGGUUCACAGCAUAUGUCCUAAACUUACAAGCAGACCCCAAAUCAGUGUUUAGGUCUCAGCCCAGCUCUGUCCAGGCUGGUGUUAAGUUGACUUAAGGUGCAGAAGAAGUGAAAUAGGAAUGAUGUUUGUUUAGGGCGAGUGUCCGGGUGUUCAGCCCAUUCAUGUGCCUGCUGUUGCAAAGGCUUGAUUGAUCAACGGGAGGGUUAGAAAUCCUCUAUGUAGCAUUAGGAGGGUAGGGAUUGAUUUACACAUUCUUUUUACAUAGUUUUUCUAAUUUCCCUAGUUUUUGUUAUUAGUUUCUCUCCACUUAUAUUUUUUAUGUAUUUUAUGUUAAUUUCUGUUGGAAAGAUGCCUUCAGGUCAACACUUUUAAAUUUUUAUUUUGCGAGAAUCUCAGAAAG
This is a messenger RNA of Nematolebias whitei (Rio pearlfish), 2589 nucleotides long. Its product is annotated as RNA-binding protein MEX3B. The transcript is spliced from 5 exons. The coding region runs from base 128 to 2134 and encodes 668 amino acids. NCBI's taxonomy places the organism in Eukaryota, Metazoa, Chordata, Actinopteri, Cyprinodontiformes, Rivulidae. The record is from RefSeq and is a predicted model, not a curated record. Gene Ontology annotation, molecular function: RNA binding.